UCUGUUCACUCCACACUCCAGAUCAAUAGGUGGCGGUAAUGCACCUUUAAGUUGGUUUGCCAAAACCGCCAAUAAACAUCAGAAGAAGAAGAAGAAGAAAAGUGUAGUUCGUACUGUGGAGCGCACACACCGAAAAGAUGGAGCUGUCGGCGGUAGGAGAGCGGGUAUUCGCCGCGGAAGCCAUCCUGAAAAGCCGCGUUAGGAAAGGUCGAAUCGAGUACCUGCUUAAAUGGAAAGGUUGGGCACUAAAACACAGCACAUGGGAACCAGAGGGGAACAUCUUGGAUGAUCGACUCAUCACGGCCUUUGAGCAAAAGGAGCGGCAGCAGGAACUUUACGGCCCAAAGAAACGUGGACCUAAACCAAAAAACUUUGUACUAAAGGCACGGGCACAGGCGGGUGAUAGACCCCGGAGCUCAAAUACCCAACGCACUCCACCUCGCACCACUGCGAAGCCUCCCGCCUCUUCCUCUUCUGCAAGUGCAGCUCCUCCUCCGCCUUCAUCAUCCUCUUCCUACAACACUGCUCCAACCCCCAGAGUGCACUCUCUCGCCGCUGCUCAUAAACUGAAGAAAGACAUCCAUCGUUGUCAUAGGAUGUCUCGGCGACCUUUGCCACGACCCGACCCCCUAGGUGACCCCAUGGGAACCACAUCCUUAUCCCGUCCUCCCAUCUCUCCGUUCUCUGAAACUGUCCGCAUCCUCAACCGCAGGGUCAAACCGCGGGAGGUUAAGCGAGGGCGCAUAGUCUUGAACCUGAAGGUCAUUGACAAAUCCCAAAUCCCAUCCCGGAAUCGCAUCAUUGGGAAAAAGCAUGGGGACAUGCCUUACAGGCCUUUCCAGCAUCCUAUGAAGAUGCUGGGCUUCCCGAUGUAUGGCCAACCAUUCGGGCUUAACCCCUGUGGGUCAAUGUCCUCCAUGGCCAAUGAAGGAUCCAACACCGGAGUCAAUCGGAGAGGUGGAGGCUGCUGUGAUAGCCAUUCCUCUGCAAAUGCGCAGAAGUUUCAAUAUCAGCCUCCACCUUCUCCAUCCAGCUCCAGUGGGUCUAACAACAGCUCCCCUUCACCUCAGAAACAAGUGACUCAACCUGAAGCUCCAACUAAAUUGGACUCUGCAGCCUCAUCACGUUCCCGAGAUGCCUCCCAACCUCACCCAAAGUCCAGCUCUGUGCCAUUCCUCCCUUCCUCACCCUCCUAUUCAUCCUCCUCUCUUGAAGGCGAAAAUCAGGGCUCUCCGAAUCUCGUCACUUCUCAGGGCGGAAAACGGAAACUUCGACAUCGAACCCAGGUGGGUCGAGCUUCGGUCUGCCAGGUUAGUGACCGCAAUACUGCCCCACUUCCUGAGGAAAACAGGGUGCCAAAAGAGGGGGAUCCCGAUUGGCACCCUGAAAUGGCACCCAGCUCUGCCAAUGUAGUCGUGACUGACGUCACUACAAACCUUCUCACAGUCACCAUCAAGGAAUUCUGCCAUUCGGGAGCUGGUUCUGAACCCUCCUCCCCUUGCCAAGCUGACAAACCACCCUGUCCCACCACAGUUGCCUCUUGAAAGUUCCCCCUAAAUGUCUCCAAUAAAAAUAUCUGCCCACUAAACCCCAAGAGAACUUGCCAUAAUGAUAUUCACGCACCCUAAAAUAGCUGCCGUUAAUGAAAUUAAAAUGUAUUUUUUGGGUGAAAUUAAGAUAUAUUGAAAUAAUAUUUUAAGGCAGAGGUGCUUUCCUUGACCUGUAAUUUUUAAACAUGUUAUGAUGGUUUUGUAGUACUUCAUGCUUUUUUCCCCCCUCUUUUUUUCCCCAGUGAUCCUGUCUUUCCACAGCCUUUUUCCCCUAAGUAAUUGCACCUUGUCUUGUCACCUCCAGUCCUGUAGAGACCACCAUUCCCAUAUCUCCAGAGUAGACCUAAAGCUCAGAAUCCACCCAAGAAAUGUUGAUCUCAACAGCUCUUUUGGACUCGAGAUGUUGCACCAAGACAUUUUUAAUCUUUUGAGGUCCAUUUUCAUUGGGAUACCGAACACAAGAUGCUUUGGAAGUUCAGCCAUGAACUUAUGAAGUAAUGUCAUACGCCCAUUUAGGCAUCCAACCCAUGCAUUGAUCUCACCAACCUUCUCUCGUGCUAAUGAAGAACUUUGCUGAUGAAGAACCCAAGUCAUUGUGAAGCUCGCUGCCUAUCACACGGGCAUAGACAUGACUAUUUAUAUGCACCAAGCUGCAAAAUCCUGAGAUCAGUUAAAUUAUUUCCUUCGGCUUGAACUCUGAUCCAGUUGUCUGCCGAGACUCUAAACUGACUCAAGUGUGAAUGCUGAGGACUGCAUCUGUAGUGUGGUACUGUACGUUAAACCUUCCACUCUAUCUAUCUAUCUAUCAGGAAAUAUUGGUAUUCACAUUAUUUAAACAAAAGUGGUUUCUGUGCAUCCCUAGUAGAUACACCACUUGCUGUCAGUUGUAGUUAAACAUUAAAAGAAUAGUUCAUCCAAAAAUGUACAUUGUUUUAGCAUUUUCAUUCAUUUACUCACCAUCAUGUUGUUCCAAACCUGUACGAUUUGUG
Molecule: messenger RNA, 2539 nt
Organism: Sinocyclocheilus grahami
Lineage: Eukaryota; Metazoa; Chordata; Actinopteri; Cypriniformes; Cyprinidae
Gene: cbx6a
Product: chromobox homolog 6a
Exons: 5
Coding region: 138-1544 (468 amino acids)
Biological process (GO): negative regulation of transcription by RNA polymerase II
Cellular component (GO): chromatin; PRC1 complex
Molecular function (GO): chromatin binding
Source: RefSeq, a predicted model, not a curated record